AUGAUGAACGAAGAUGCAGCUCAGAAAAGCGACAGCGGAGAGAAGUUCAAUGGCAGUAGUCAGAGAAGAAAAAGACCCAAAAAGUCUGACAGCAAUGCAAGCUUCCUCCGUGCUGCCAGAGCAGGUAACCUGGACAAAGUAGUGGAAUAUCUGAAGGGGGGCAUAGACAUCAAUACCUGCAAUCAGAAUGGACUCAACGCUCUCCAUUUGGCUGCCAAGGAGGGCCAUGUGGGCCUGGUUCAGGAGCUGCUGGGAAGAGGGUCCUCUGUGGAUUCUGCCACUAAGAAGGGGAACACUGCUCUUCACAUUGCAUCUUUGGCUGGACAAGCAGAAGUUGUCAAAGUUCUUGUUAAGGAAGGAGCCAAUAUUAAUGCACAGUCUCAGAAUGGCUUCACUCCUUUAUACAUGGCUGCCCAAGAGAACCACAUUGAUGUUGUAAAAUAUUUGCUUGAAAAUGGAGCUAAUCAGAGCACUGCUACUGAGGAUGGCUUUACGCCACUAGCUGUGGCACUCCAGCAAGGACACAACCAGGCAGUGGCCAUCCUCUUGGAGAAUGACACCAAAGGGAAAGUGAGGCUGCCGGCUCUGCAUAUCGCAGCGAGGAAAGACGACACCAAAUCUGCCGCACUCCUGCUUCAGAACGAUCACAACGCUGACGUACAAUCCAAGAUGAUGGUGAAUAGGACCACCGAGAGUGGUUUUACCCCUUUGCACAUUGCCGCCCACUAUGGAAAUGUCAACGUGGCAACUCUUCUUCUAAACCGGGGAGCUGCUGUGGACUUCACAGCGAGGAAUGGAAUCACCCCUCUGCAUGUGGCUUCCAAAAGGGGAAACACAAACAUGGUGAAGCUCUUACUGGAUCGUGGUGGUCAGAUCGAUGCCAAAACUAGGGAUGGGUUGACACCCCUUCACUGUGCUGCAAGAAGUGGACAUGACCAAGUGGUAGAACUUCUGUUGGAACGGGGUGCUCCCUUGCUGGCAAGGACUAAGAAUGGGCUGUCUCCACUUCACAUGGCUGCACAGGGGGACCAUGUGGAAUGUGUGAAGCACCUUUUACAGCACAAGGCGCCUGUUGACGAUGUCACCCUAGACUACCUGACGGCCCUCCACGUUGCUGCACACUGUGGCCACUACCGUGUCACCAAACUCCUUCUGGACAAAAGAGCCAAUCCAAACGCCAGAGCUCUGAAUGGUUUUACUCCACUGCACAUUGCCUGCAAGAAAAACCGCAUCAAAGUCAUGGAACUGCUGGUGAAAUAUGGGGCUUCAAUCCAAGCUAUCACAGAGUCUGGCCUCACACCAAUACAUGUGGCUGCCUUCAUGGGCCACUUGAACAUUGUCCUCCUUCUGCUGCAGAACGGAGCCUCUCCAGAUGUCACUAACAUUCGUGGGGAGACUGCAUUGCACAUGGCAGCCCGGGCAGGGCAGGUGGAAGUGGUCCGAUGCCUCCUGAGAAAUGGUGCCCUUGUCGAUGCCAGAGCCAGGGAGGAACAGACGCCUUUGCACAUUGCCUCUCGCCUUGGUAAGACAGAAAUUGUCCAGCUGCUUCUACAACAUAUGGCUCAUCCAGAUGCAGCCACAACAAAUGGGUACACGCCCCUGCACAUCUCUGCCAGGGAAGGCCAGGUAGAUGUGGCAUCAGUCCUCUUGGAAGCAGGAGCAGCCCACUCUUUAGCUACCAAGAAAGGUUUCACUCCCCUGCAUGUAGCAGCCAAGUAUGGAAGCCUGGAUGUGGCAAAACUCCUCUUGCAACGCCGUGCUGCCGCAGAUUCUGCAGGGAAGAAUGGCCUUACCCCACUCCAUGUUGCUGCUCAUUAUGACAACCAGAAGGUGGCACUGCUGUUACUGGAGAAGGGUGCUUCCCCUCAUGCCACUGCCAAGAAUGGCUAUACUCCUUUACAUAUUGCUGCCAAGAAGAAUCAAAUGCAGAUCGCUUCCACACUCCUGAACUAUGGAGCGGAGACUAACAUUGUAACAAAGCAAGGAGUAACCCCACUCCAUCUGGCCUCACAGGAGGGGCACACGGAUAUGGUCACCUUGCUUCUGGAUAAGGGAGCCAAUAUUCACAUGUCAACUAAGAGUGGACUCACAUCUUUACAUCUUGCAGCCCAGGAAGAUAAAGUGAAUGUUGCUGACAUUCUUACUAAGCAUGGGGCUGACCAGGAUGCUCACACAAAGCUUGGUUACACUCCUUUAAUUGUGGCCUGUCACUAUGGAAAUGUGAAAAUGGUCAACUUUCUUCUGAAGCAGGGUGCGAAUGUCAACGCAAAAACCAAGAACGGCUACACGCCUUUGCACCAGGCCGCCCAGCAGGGCCACACGCACAUCAUCAACGUCCUGCUGCAGCACGGGGCCAAGCCCAACGCCACGACCGCGAAUGGCAACACUGCCUUGGCGAUUGCUAAGCGUCUGGGCUACAUCUCCGUGGUCGACACCCUGAAGGUUGUAACGGAGGAGGUCACCACCACCACCACGACUAUUACGGAAAAACACAAGCUAAAUGUUCCUGAGACGAUGACUGAGGUUCUUGAUGUUUCUGAUGAGGAGGGUGAUGACACAAUGACAGGUGAUGGAGGAGAAUACCUAAGACCCGAGGAUCUGAAAGAGCUGGGUGAUGACUCUCUACCCAGCAGCCAGUUCCUGGAUGGUAUGAAUUACCUGCGAUACAGCUUGGAGGGAGCCCGCUCAGACAGCCUUCGAUCCUUCAGUUCCGACAGGUCUCACACCCUGAGCCAUGCCUCUUACCUGAGGGACAGUGCCAUGAUUGACGACACGGUUGUCAUCCCCAGUCACCAGGUGUCAACUCUAGCCAAGGAAGCAGAAAGGAAUUCUUAUCGCCUCAGCUGGGGCACUGAGAACUUAGACAACGUGGCUCUUUCUUCCAGCCCUAUUCAUUCAGGUUUCCUGGUUAGUUUUAUGGUGGAUGCCCGAGGUGGUGCGAUGAGAGGGUGCAGACACAAUGGGCUCCGUAUCAUUAUUCCACCUCGGAAAUGUACUGCCCCAACUCGAGUCACCUGCCGUCUUGUCAAACGUCAUAGACUGGCGACAAUGCCUCCAAUGGUGGAAGGAGAAGGCCUGGCCAGUCGUCUGAUCGAAGUCGGACCUUCUGGUGCUCAGUUCCUUGGUAAACUUCACCUGCCAACGGCCCCUCCCCCACUUAAUGAGGGAGAAAGUUUGGUCAGCCGCAUCCUUCAGCUGGGGCCUCCUGGAACCAAAUUCCUUGGGCCUGUGAUCGUGGAGAUUCCUCAUUUUGCUGCCCUUCGAGGAAAGGAGAGGGAACUGGUGGUCCUGCGCAGUGAGAAUGGGGACAGCUGGAAAGAGCAUUACUGCGAAUACACUGAAGACGAAUUGAAUGAAAUCCUUAAUGGCAUGGAUGAAGUGCUGGAUAGCCCGGAAGACCUAGAAAAGAAACGGAUCUGUCGCAUCAUCACCCGCGACUUCCCACAGUACUUUGCAGUGGUGUCUCGGAUCAAACAGGACAGCAACCUGAUUGGCCCCGAGGGGGGCGUGCUGAGCAGCACAGUGGUGCCCCAGGUGCAGGCCGUCUUCCCAGAGGGGGCGCUAACCAAGAGGAUCCGUGUAGGCCUACAGGCUCAACCUAUGCACAGUGAGCUGGUUAAGAAGAUUCUAGGCAACAAAGCUACCUUCAGCCCUAUAGUCACUUUGGAACCUAGAAGAAGAAAAUUCCACAAGCCAAUUACCAUGACCAUUCCUGUCCCCAAAGCUUCAAGUGAUGUCAUGUUGAAUGGUUUUGGGGGAGAUGCACCAACCUUAAGAUUACUAUGCAGCAUAACAGGUGGAACCACCCCUGCACAAUGGGAAGAUAUUACAGGAACUACGCCAUUAACAUUUGUCAAUGAAUGUGUUUCCUUUACAACCAAUGUGUCUGCCAGGUUCUGGCUGAUAGAUUGUCGGCAAAUCCAGGAAUCUGUUACCUUUGCAUCACAAGUGUAUAGAGAAAUUAUCUGUGUACCAUAUAUGGCCAAAUUUGUUGUGUUUGCCAAGUCACAUGACCCCAUUGAAGCCAGGUUGAGAUGUUUCUGCAUGACUGAUGAUAAGGUGGAUAAGACCCUUGAACAACAAGAAAAUUUUGCUGAGGUGGCCAGAAGCAGGGAUGUAGAGGUACUAGAAGGAAAACCAAUCUAUGUGGAUUGUUUUGGCAACCUGGUGCCAUUAACCAAGAGUGGCCAACAUCAUAUAUUCAGUUUUUUUGCCUUUAAAGAAAACCGACUUCCUCUCUUUGUCAAGGUACGUGAUACGACUCAGGAACCUUGCGGGCGACUAUCAUUUAUGAAAGAGCCCAAAUCCACAAGAGGCCUGGUGCAUCAAGCUAUUUGCAACUUAAACAUCACCCUGCCAAUUUAUACAAAGGAAUCAGAGUCAGAUCAAGAACAGGAGGAAGAGAUCGAUAUGACAUCAGAAAAAAAUGAUGAGACAGAAUCUACAGAAACAUCUGUCCUGAAAAGUCAUCUGGUUAAUGAAGUUCCUGUCCUAGCCAGUCCGGACUUGCUCUCUGAAGUUUCUGAGAUGAAACAAGAUUUGAUCAAAAUGACCGCCAUCUUGACCACAGAUGUAUCUGAUAGGGCAGGUUCUAUCAAAGUGAAGGAGCUGGUGAAGGCUGCUGAGGAAGAGCCAGGAGAGCCUUUUGAAAUUGUUGAAAGAGUUAAAGAGGACUUAGAGAAAGUGAAUGAAAUCCUGAGAAGUGGAACCUGCACGAGAGAUGAAGGCAGUGUGCCGAGGUCUCAGUCGGAGAAAGAAUUAGUGGAAGAGGAAUGGGUAAUUGUCAGUGAUGAGGAAAUAGAGGAGGCUAGGCUAAAAGCACCCUUAGAAAUCACCGAAUACCCAUGUGUAGAAGUUAGGAUAGAUAAAGAGGGUGACGUAAAAGUAGAGAAAGACUCAACUGGGCUAGUGAACUACCUUACUGAGGAUCUAAAGUCGUAUGUGUCUCCUCAUGAAAAGAAACAGCAGACAGCUCAAGAGAUAGCAGGGGAGAAAUGUGAGGCCCUGGCUGUGGGCAGGAGCUCUGAAAAUGAAGGGAAAGAUGCACCCCCAGGUGAGACACAGAGUGCACAGAAACAACACAAACCAAGCCUGGGCAUAAAGAAGCCAGUGAGAAGGAAAUUAAAAGAAAAACAGAAACAAAAAGAGGAAAGCGUACAAGGUAGUACAGAAAAAAGUGAACUUAAAAAAUGUAGUUCCGAAGAGUCAUUAGAUGAAGACACCGGUUUAGCCCCUGAGCCUCUUCCCACCGUAAAGGCCACUUCACCUUUGAUAGAAGAGACUCCCAUUGGUUCCAUAAAGGACAAAGUAAAGGCCCUUCAGAAACGAGUGGAAGAUGAACAAAAAGGUCGAAGCAAGUUGCCUGUCCGCGUCAAAGGCAAAGAGGAUGUGCCAAAAAAGAUAACCCACAGGACACAUCCAGCUGUAUCACCCUCUCCGAAGUCAGAGAGGCAUGGACCAGCAUCACCCUCUUCUAAAACAGAAAGACACUCUUCUCUUUCCGCCUCUACAAAAACUGAAAGGCAUUCUGCAAUAUCACCAUCAAGUAAAACUGAGAAACACUCCCCUGUGUCUCCCUCUGCAAAAACUGAAAGGCACUCACCUGUGUCAUCAAGUAAAACUGAGAAACACUCACCUGUGUCACCCUCGACAAAAACUGAAAGACACUCCCCUGUGUCAUCUACAAAAACAGAGAGACACCCACCUGUUUCACCUUCAGGUAAAAUGGACAAACGCCCACCUGUAUCGCCUUCUGGGAGAACAGAGAAACAUGCCCCAGUAUCACCCGGGAGAACAGAAAAACGCUUGCCUGUAUCACCAGCUGGAAGAAUGGAAAAGCAUCCACCUGUAUCAACCUCUGGGAAAACUGAGAAACACUUGCCUGUGUCGCCUUCUGGGAAAACAGAAAAGCAACCACCUGUAUCCCCCACCUCAAAAACAGAAAGAAUCGAGGAGACCAUGUCUGUUCGGGAGUUGAUGAAGGCUUUCCAGUCAGGUCAGGACCCAUCUAAACAUAAGACUGGACUCUUUGAGCACAAAUCCGCAAAACAAAAGCAGCCACAAGAAAAAGGCAAAGUUCGGGUAGAAAAAGAAAAGGGGCAGAUGCCAACCCAGAGAGAAACACAGAAAACAGAGAGUCACACAAUCAAACGAGGUCAGAGAUUUGUGGUAACGGGAGUUACCGAAUCCAAAAGAGCGGUCCGUGCUUCCUCCAUAGGGCUUAAGAGAGAAGAGGUAGCUGUAGAGAAGGAGAAAGUUCUUGGCCACAAAACACCUGAACCUGUUCAGUCAGCACCAGAAGAAGAAAGCCAUAAAGAGAGCGAAGUCCCCAAAGAAAAGCUGGCAGAUGAACAGGGAGACCUGGAUCUCCAGAUCAGCCCAGACAGGAAGACCUCCACUGACUUUUCUGAUGUCAUUAAGCAAGAAUUGGAAGACAAUGACAAAUACCAACAGUUCCGAAUGAGUGAGGAGACUGAAGAAGUACAGCUUCACCUAGACCAAGUGCUCACUAGUCCUUUCAACACAACAUUUCCACUAGAUUACAUGAAAGAUGAAUUUCUUCCAGCUCUGUCUUUACAAAGUGGUGCUUUGGAUGGCAGUUCUGAGAGCCUAAAGCCUGAAGGGGUGGCAGGUUCUCCAUGUGGCAGCCUGAUGGAAGGGACCCCUCAGAUUAGUUCAGAAGAAAGCUACAAGCAUGAGGGCCUAGCAGAGACCCCUGAGACAAGCCCAGAAAGCCUUUCUUUCUCACCAAAGAAAAAUGAGGAGCAAAUUGGGGAAAUAAGCGAACCUACCAAGUUAGAAGCACCAACAGAAAUUCGUUCUGAAAAAGAACAUCCCUCAAUAAAAGACACUACUGAUGGUUCUGAAGAGCAAGGUGCUCUAGUCACUGAAGGCACAGAGCCCUCAGCUGAGUGUUUGCUGAAGGAGACCACCCUAGAGCCUUCCAAAGACACAUGCCCCAAACAAGAAGAUGAUUCCCUUGGCAGCUGUAGUGUGUUAGCAAAAGAAACACCCAAAGAAUUGCCUGAGGAAGCAUCCUCUGAUGAGGGUCAACUUAAAUAUGGUGGUUCAGCCCACAAGACACAAACUGAUACUGAAGCUCAGAAAUCCACAACCACCAAGCCCUCAGAUGAGACCAAGUCCUCUCCACUGCCUGAUGCUUCUGUAAAGACAGGCACAGGGGCUGAAUCAAAGCCCCAGGGAGUAGCUAGAAGUCCCCAAGGGUUAGAACUUGCACUCCCUAGCCGAGAUAGUGAGGUCCUCAGCCCUGGUGCUGAUGAGUCAUUUGCAGUGAGCCACAGAGACUCCCUGGAAGCCAGCCCUGUGCUAGAGGAUAACUCCUCACACAAAACUCCAGAUUCUCUGGAGCCAAGUCCUCUGAAAGAAUCCCCUUGCCGUGACUCUCUUGAAAGCAGUCCUGUGGAACCAAAGAUGAAGGCUGGAGUUCUCCCAAGUCACUUUCCUCUUCCUGCAGCCGUAGCCAAAACAGAAAUCUUCACGGAAGUGGCCUCGAUGCGGUCCCGGCUGCUCCGAGACCCAGACGGCAGUGCUGAAGAUGACAGUCUUGAGCAGACAUCACUGGUAGAGAGCUCAGGGAAGAGCCCUCUUUCUCCUGACACCCCCAGCUCUGAAGAAAUUAGCUAUGAGGUUACGCCCAAAGCCACAGAUACAAGCACACCCAAACCAGCUGUAAUUCAUGAAUGUGCAGAGGAGGAUGACUUGGAAAAUGGGGAGAAAAAGAGAUUUACACCUGAAGAGGAAAUGUUUAAAAUGGUAACCAAAAUCAAAACGUUUGAUGAACUUGAACAAGAAGCAAAGCAGAAAAGGGACUACAGAAAAGAACCCAAGCAAGAAGAAUCUUCUUCAUCCUCUGACCCAGAUGCUGACUGUUUAGCAGGUGUGGAUGAACCAAAACGUAUGGAGAGUGUAGAGGAUGAAAACAAUGUCCCUGUGGUAGUAACAUCAGAGAGCAGAAAGGCUUCUUCCUCCUCAGAAAGUGAACCUGAGUUGGCACAGCUGAAACAAGGUGCUGACUCAGGCCUCAUACCAGAGCCAGUUAUUCGAGUGCAGCCUCCUUCCCCACUUCCAUCCAGCAUAGACUCCAAUUCUAGUCCUGAAGAAGUACAGUUUCAGCCUAUUGUUUCCAAACAAUACACUUUCAAGAUGAAUGAAGAUACUCAGGAAGAAUCAGGUAAAUCAGAGGAAGAAAAAGAUCAUGAACCCCACAUACCUGAGGACAGUCAUACCAUUUCUUCCAGUGGCCCAGAUACAUCUUAUGAUGAUCUGAACAGAUGUGCUGAUCAACCAGAAGUCUGUGAUGGCCAUGAGUGUGAGGCUGGGAGUCCUAGUGGCUCAGUAACUCCUGUAUCUUCAGGUCUCCGCAGCCCCACUGGGGGAGAAAUCAAUGAACAGCUAGUUAUCCAUAAAGAACCAUUACCUCUCCAAGACACUGAUGACAAAAACAUAGAAGAAGAAGAGCUUAAUGUUUCUAGAGUGGAAUCUCUACAAGUAGAUUGCCCCAGUGAAAGCUCUUCAUCUUUGUCCUCUUUUCCUCAUUGUCCAGCAUCUGAAGGAAAAGAAUUAGAUGAAGACAUCGCCUCUCCAUCUUCUUCAAAAAUGGAAGACACCAAAACUGACCAAGAAUUUGAGAACUCACCAAAGGACCAUUCCACUCAAGACUCGUCGAUUACUACUCAAACAGAUAAAUUGUCCAUGGAUGUUCCUGUGUCUGACCCAGCUGAGACUGAUGAAAUCUACGAUCCUCAAAUAAUAAGCCCUUAUGAAAAUGUUCCUUCCCAAUCUUUUUUCUCCAGUGAAGAAAGCAAAACCCAAACAGAUGCAGGACACACAAGUUUUCACUCUUCUGAAGUGUAUUCUGUUCCCAUCAAAUCCUCUGUCGAAGAUGUAGUGGUAACAAGCUCCUCCAGUGGAACUAUUUCAAGUGAAGAAUCUAAUUUUGAGAACCAAAAUAUGGAAAAAGAAUCCAAACAAGAAAGCACCUUGUGGGAACCUCAAUCAGAGAAAGGCCCCUCAUCUUUAGAGCCUUCUAUACCAAAUACAGCAGCAGUCGUUGGUGAACAAAUUAGCAAAGUCAUCAUCACAAAAACCGAUGUGGAUUCUGAUUCCUGGAGUGAAAUCCGUGAGGAUGAUGAAGCCUUUGAAGCUCGAGUGAAAGAGGAAGAGCAGAAGAUAUUUGGUUUGAUGGUAGACAGACAGUCACAGGGCACCACCCCUGACACCACUCCUGCAAGGACCCCAACUGAAGAGGGGACUCCAACCAGUGAGCAAAAUCCAUUUCUCUUUCAGGAAGGAAAAUUGUUUGAGAUGACCCGAAGUGGUGCCAUUGAUAUGACCAAAAGGUCCUAUGCAGAUGAAAGUUUUCACUUUUUCCAAAUUGGGCAAGAAUCCAGGGAAGAGACUCUCUCUGAAGACAUGAAAGAAGGGAGUCCUGCGGCUGAGCCCCCACAACGGGAGACAUCAGCUGAGUCACUAGCUCUCUCGGAAUCAAAAGAAACAGUGAGUGAUGAAGCAGACUUACUUCCAGAUGACCUGAGUGAGGAAGUAGAGGAAAUACCUGCUUCAGAUGCUCAACUUAACUCCCACAUGGGGAAUUCAGCCUCCACUGAAAUAUCAACAGAAGAGGCUCCUUCUGUAGGAGCUGAGGACCUCCCCACCAUGCAUAUGGGGGAUAUGCCUCCUAAGUCCAGUGUGAAACAUACAUCUUGCCCUGACUCCCCUGAACCAGUCAUACAAGUUCAGUUAGAUUUUUCCACAGUUACUAGGUCUGUAUAUUCAGAUCGGGAUGAUGAUUCUCCUGAUUCUUCCCCAGAGGAACAGAAAUCAGUAAUUGAAAUCCCUACUGCACCCAUGGAGAAUGUGCCUUCUACUGAAAGCAAAUCCAAAAUUCCUGUAAGGACUAUACCCACGUCAGCCACAGAGCCUCCAUCUGUGGAGUAUGAGAAUUCCCUUUCUGAAGAUUUUUUACCCAGCCUGGAUGAGGAAAGUAAAGAGGAUGAAACGAAACCAAAGUCUAAAAUCCCCGUGAAAGCACCUGUCCAAAGAGUAGAGCAGCAGCUUUCGCAUCUAGAUUCAUCUCUCCAGAAAACAGUGGCUCCUCAGGGUCAGGACAUGACAAGCAGAGCACCAGAUAGUAGAAGCAAAUCUGAAUCUGAUGCCAGUCCUUUGGACUCAAAGACCAAAUGUCCAGUAAAAACUAAAAGUUACACUGAGGCAGAAACAGAAAGCAGAGAGAGGGCAGAGGAGCUUGAGUUAGAAUCAGAAGAGGGGGCCGCAAGACCAAAGAUAUUUACAUCCCGAUUGCCAGUUAAGAGCAAAAGCAACACAUCUUCCUGCAAGGGGGCUGUGAGCCCCACAAAAGAAAGUAAGGAGCAUUUCUUUGACCUUUACAGGAACUCCAUAGAAUUCUUUGAGGAGAUUAGUGACGAGGCUUCAAAGUUAGUAGAUAGGCUUACCCAGUCAGAAAGGGAACAAGAAUUAGUUUCAGAUGAUGAAAGUAGUAGUGCCCUGGAAGUUUCAGUAAUUGAAAAUCUGCCACCUGUUGAGAACGAGCAUUCAAUUCCUGAGGACAUCUUUGACACAAGGCCCAUUUGGGAUGAGUCCAUUGAGACUCUGAUUGAACGCAUCCCUGAUGAAAAUGGCCAUGACCAUGCUGAAGAUCAACAGGAUGAGCAGGAACGGAUCGAGGAAAGGCUGGCUUAUAUUGCUGAUCACCUCGGCUUCAGCUGGACAGAAUUAGCAAGAGAACUGGAUUUCACUGAGGAGCAAAUUCAUCAAAUUCGAAUUGAGAAUCCUAACUCCCUCCAAGACCAGAGUCAUGCACUAUUGAAGUACUGGCUGGAAAGGGAUGGGAAACAUGCUACCGAUACAAGUCUCAUUGAAUGUCUCACCAAGAUCAACCGAAUGGAUAUUGUUCAUCUCAUGGAGGCCAGCACAGAGCCUCUCCAGGAGCGCAUCAGUCAUAGCUAUGCAGAAAUUGAACAGACAAUUACACUGGAUCAUAGUGAAGGGUUCUCAGUACUUCAAGAGGAACUAUGCAGUGCACAGCACAAGCAGAAAGAGGAGCAAGCUGCUUCUAAAGAAAGCGAGUCCUGUGAUCACCCUCCCAUUGUCUCAGAGGAAGACAUUUCUGUCGGUUAUUCUACUUUUCAGGAUUGCAUCCCCAAAACUGAGGGGGACAGCUCAGCAACAGAGCUCUUUCCCCAAACUCACAAGGAGCAAGUUCAACAGGAUUUCUCAGGGAAAAUGCAAGACCUGCCUGAAGAGUCAUCUCUUGAAUGUCAGCAGGAGUACUUUGUGACAACCCCAGGGACGGAAGUGUCAGAGACUCAAAAGCCUACGGCUAUAUCUGGCUCUCAAAGCAAGACACCUGAGGAAAUCAGUACCCCUCCUGAGGAGGAGAGGCCACACCUCCAGACUCCAACAUCUAGUGAGCAGGGCGACUCUCCCAUCGUACAGGAACCCGAAGAGCCCCCAGAACAUAAGGAGGAGAGUUCUCAGAAAACUAGCCUUGUGAUAGUGGAGUCUGCUGAUGACCAGCCACAGGCCCUUGAAAGAUUCGAUGACGAUGCAGCUUUCCAUAAGAAUGACUUUGAAAAAGGACAGUGUACCUCAACUUAUCGUGGUUCAGAAUGUCAGAAUAAGGAGCAGAAACUUACUUAA
Molecule: messenger RNA, 11679 nt
Organism: Puma concolor (puma)
Lineage: Eukaryota; Metazoa; Chordata; Mammalia; Carnivora; Felidae
Source: RefSeq, a predicted model, not a curated record